AUGGAGCCAUUGUAUGGCCCCAAUCCAACAGCCGCGCACGUCGCAGCGAUGGCAGCUCACAUCCUGGACAGUUUCGGCCGCAUUCCUUACCUACUUUGGGGCCGGUUGGCUGUGCGACUGGCCGGAGGCCGCGACCGGAGCCGCAACCCACACCUACCUGACAGUGAAUGUUCCUUCGUUGUCGACGAUGCCGAUCUGAGGCGGGCUGUUCAGGUCCUAGUGUCUGGCGGCUUCAUUCAGUGCACGCGCAGACGGAACUGUCACUACCGUUUCGGCAUCCCGGGCUCCCGCAUCAUCCCCGAUCUGAACGGAGCGAUGAUCCCGGGGCUCCUAGGCCCACCCGCGCCACUGGUGCCGUACAUGCUUUCAAGCGAUCCGGACACCGUGCCUCCGCGCAAUGGGGAUCGAGGCAGUGGGUACUGGCGCGGGCUGUGGCCAGUGCGCACGCUGAAACCGAACGCGCUGACCGCGGCGCUGUUGGACUGCAUGCUCCGGACUUAUGGGGGACUACCGGGAGUCCAGAAGGGCGAGAUCCUCGUAGAGUGGCUUGCUCUGCUCGUGUCGAUGAUAGAAGCGGCCUAUCCCCCAACGAUGAGGCUGCCACCGCACCUUCGAGCCCUGUGGAGAGCGUGUAACUCCCGAUUGAUCGAGGAGAGGUGGCAACCGAUCUUUCUGACGCAGCUGGUGUCUAGAAACUACGAGCACAUCCCGCACCCGGGUGCUGAGGAGGAGAAUGAGGACGAUGUAGCCCGGAGGGCGCAUUUCAUGGUUUCCAGAACGCAGUUUGUAAAUUACACUAGAUGGCAGUGA
Messenger RNA from Aspergillus aculeatus ATCC 16872, 810 nucleotides. RefSeq lists its product as uncharacterized. The record is from RefSeq and is a predicted model, not a curated record. The transcript is spliced from 2 exons. Bases 1 to 810 code for a protein of 269 amino acids. Lineage: Eukaryota; Fungi; Ascomycota; Eurotiomycetes; Eurotiales; Aspergillaceae.